Molecule: messenger RNA, 1312 nt
Organism: Blepharisma stoltei
Lineage: Eukaryota; Ciliophora; Heterotrichea; Heterotrichida; Blepharismidae
Source: the annotation of a GenBank genome assembly
AUGUGCAUCCAAGAUGCUUUAUUAAUAGCAUCGAUAUUAAUUGAAGAAAAAAAAGCCUUCACUUUUCAAAAAUACGUUAUUUCUAUUGGAAAUUGUGCACAAGUUACAAGAAUUCAAUGAAGAACCCCAGAGCAUGUUCAAGUUAAAUUCAUCAGAAAUCAGCUGCCAUUUAAUGCUUCAGUUUCACAAAUUUCACUAUUUAACCAAAUUUUUAAUAGCAACAGCCCUGAUAUAAAUGACCCUUUGUUUACAAAUUAUGCAAAUAAAGUAAGGUUUUUGAUAAACAAAGAAAUCAAGUCGAAGUAUAUAAAAUUGUCAACAGAAACAGUUGAUCUGUGUGAGUUUUUAGAGUAUGUGAAAAUUUUAUUAGAAAAUACUGUGAUUAAGAAACAAAAACUUAUGAAGUUCUCGCUAGAUUUCGUACAGAACUCUGACCGCAAAUGGUAUUUUCUAGGAUUACACUCAUAUAAAACUGGGGAUAAGUUCAACGCCAAACGAUUUUCAUUAGAAAGUGGACUCAGUGUUCCAUCUUUGAAAAUCUGUAAUGUUGAUCAAAAUGAUGAAAUUAAUACAGCUAGAAUCUGUGAACGGUUUAUUAGAACAACACAUAGACGAACAAGAUCUGAUUUAUACCAAACAAACUCUACUAAAACUCUGCAACCUAGCUCCAGGCAUAGUAAACCAACAUCGUUCUUGUUAAAUCUUGAAACUAAGUCAACUCAUCAGCAAAAAUUAUUCUGCUAAAUAAAACAUUUUUAAUAAAUGCUGUGGUAUUAUUAUGGUAUUUCAUACAAAAUAUAUAAUUAGCCUUUAUUAUAAAUAUAUAUUCAACUUAAUCCAGAAAUAGAUAAUAGAAAAUGAAGUUGACAAACUUAUAGGAAAAGACCAAAUAUCCUACCUGAAAUUCAUGUCAUACCAAAAAUGGAUUAAAAGAAGAGAAGAUCAUCUUCCUGACAUGCCUCUUGAAAAAAAAUACGCUGAAAAAAUCGCCUCAGCUAAAAACUUUGUUAAACGAAAAUACUCUGAAGGCUUCAAUAACCUUAAAUCUAUGAUCCAGUCCAUGACUGAUAUAACAUCUCAUGUCUCCUUAACAGGCACUUAUGUCGCUCAACAAGCCACAAAGCUCUUAUUAGGAAAACUCAAUAAGCCUGUCAAAACUGACCCUGAAAAAGCAAACGCUUUGGCAAUCCAACGAACCCCCAGACGAAGAUUUACAAAGCUAAUAGAUAGAAUUGCAGAAGAUGAGCUGAAAUUCGGUUCAGAAAAUCUUGAUUUUAUAAAGCUCACACUGAGCCGCAGAAGAAAAGGCUAA